AUGAAAUCCUGCCAGAGCCUCAAGGAGGAGGUUUCCAUCCUGAGCGUUGGCGGGAUGUCCCAGGAGGAGGGACACAGGGCUCCAGUGUCCCAGUCCUUUUUCAACUCUCCCAACCUGGACCUGACAGGAAAGGUUUUUAAGAAGGAGGUUGAUGGCAAGCCUUUUUCUGUGUUGGUGGAUAACAAGAUGUCAGCCAAGAGCGCCGCUGGAGACCAGAACGUGGGUCACUUACCCUCUCAGCAUGGCACUUCGCAGCAGCAGUACUUCAGAGAGGAAGGAGCAGGACGUGAGGGGGGCACGCAGGGGUCCCUAGCACCCAUUGACGGAUCCGCCGAGGAAUCGGAGGAUGAUGAAGAGGGUGAAGAUUGUGAGGAGGGCUACAAGCGAGAGCAGAUCAUCGUGGAGGUGAAUCUGAACAACCAGACGCUUUAUGUGUCAAAGGGAGACAAAAGUGAGACGGCAGCAGAUGACUCCGACAGAGGUGGAAGUGAUGAGGAGGAGGAGGAUGAGGAAGACGACGAAGAAGAGGAGGAGGAGGAUGACGACGAAGAGGACAGCCACGACGAUGAUGAAGAGGAAGAGUAUGAGGAGGAGAUUGAGAGUCAAAGAACAAGGUCGAGAAGACUCCGACGAAGUGCUAGCAGCACGUCAGCAGCCGGCCAGCCCCAGAGGAAAAGCCUCCGGACCGCCCUGAGCGCCGCCACCGCCGGGAUGACCACCAGGGGGCGACGGAAGUGCAUGGAGCCCCCGAAGAGGAAGCGUCCGUCAGCCAGGUCGGCCCCCUCCUCAGCUGGUACCACGACGACGGGCGGAAAGGCAGAGAUGGAGGAGAAGGAGAUGCUGACGUGUGAGAAGUGUCCGAGAGUGUUCAACACGCGCUGGUACCUGGAGAAGCACAUGAACGUCACUCACAGGCGGAUGCAGAUCUGUGACAAGUGCGGCAAGAAGUUCAUCCUGGAGAGCGAGCUGGCGCUUCAUCAGCAGACGGACUGCGAGAAGAACAUCCAGUGCGUCUCCUGCAACAAGUCCUUUAAGAAGUUGUGGUCGCUGCACGAGCACAUUAAGAUCGUGCACGGCUACGCAGAGAAGAAGUUCUCGUGUGAAAUCUGUGAGAAGAAGUUCUACACCAUGGCUCAUGUUCGGAAGCACAUGGUUGCUCACACUAAAGACAUGCCGUUCACCUGCGAGACGUGUGGGAAGUCGUUCAAACGCAGCAUGUCGUUAAAAGUCCACUCGCUCCAGCACUCUGGGGAGAAACCCUUCCGCUGCGAGAACUGUGACGAGCGGUUCCAGUACAAGUACCAGCUGCGCUCCCACAUGAGCAUCCACAUCGGCCACAAGCAGUUCAUGUGCCAGUGGUGCGGCAAGGACUUCAACAUGAAACAGUAUUUUGACGAGCACAUGAAAACGCACACAGGAGAGAAGCCGUUCAUUUGUGAGAUCUGUGGGAAGAGCUUCACCAGUCGGCCCAACAUGAAGCGCCACCGCCGCACCCACACCGGAGAGAAGCCCUACCCCUGUGAGGUGUGCGGCCAGCGCUUCCGCUUCUCCAACAUGCUCAAAGCUCACAAAGAGAAGUGUUUCCGGGUCACCAGCCCCGUCCUGCAGCCUAGUGGGCCCCCCGUGCCUGUGCUCCUUUUCACCAAUGCCUUCACCUCCUCCACUUCCUCCACCCCCGGACCUGGCCCCUCAGCCGUCACUCCGGCCACCACUUCAGCGUCUCUGGGCCUCAGCCCAACCGUCGGGGCCGUCCCUCCCCAGGCUCCAGUCGGACACACGUUUUCCCACGUGCCGCUCCACUCCUCUCACCAUCAUUCCCACACAGCAACAACCCAGCAGCACCUCUCAAACCCACUCCAACAGGCCCCACCUCACCCCCACCACCAUCUGGUCGUGCCCCCCGUCUCUCAUCUUCCCCCUCCCCCAGCUCUUUUUAAGAGCGAGCCCCUAAACCACUGCGGCCAUGAAGACGGCGGCUACCUGCACCACAUGACCCCUCAUGACAAAGGCCCCGGAGCCCCGCAGCACCACUGAACUGGCUCCCAGCUCUGCAGGCGGCGCCCCCGCCACGCCUUCUCGUAGUUCUGCCUCGAUUUAGUACCUGCCACGCCCCGGCGGCACCAGUGUUCCAGUGCGCGGUACUCGGAGACGGGGGGUGCUUUCAGGCACC
This is a messenger RNA of Nematolebias whitei (Rio pearlfish), 2170 nucleotides long. It is a transcript of the gene znf652, whose product is annotated as zinc finger protein 652. Gene Ontology annotation, biological process: regulation of transcription by RNA polymerase II. The record is from RefSeq and is a predicted model, not a curated record. The coding region runs from base 1 to 2034 and encodes 677 amino acids. Gene Ontology annotation, cellular component: nucleus. Gene Ontology annotation, molecular function: RNA polymerase II cis-regulatory region sequence-specific DNA binding; DNA-binding transcription activator activity, RNA polymerase II-specific. The transcript is spliced from 5 exons. Lineage: Eukaryota; Metazoa; Chordata; Actinopteri; Cyprinodontiformes; Rivulidae.